This is a messenger RNA of Guillardia theta CCMP2712, 2415 nucleotides long. RefSeq lists its product as hypothetical. NCBI's taxonomy places the organism in Eukaryota, Cryptophyceae, Pyrenomonadales, Geminigeraceae. The coding region runs from base 193 to 2313 and encodes 706 amino acids. The transcript has a single exon. The record is from RefSeq and is a predicted model, not a curated record.
CGCGGCAAGAUGGGUGGAGGAGAGUCGCACUUGGGAUGACAGUGUGAAAGGGAGGAGAGGAAGACAGAGAAGAACACUCAAGCUCUCAGCCGAGGCAACUUUGGUUUGGAGUGAUUGAUAUUGCAGCUGUGUGUACAUUGUCAAGUGCUGGUUACCAUACCAGUUUGGAAGAGUUCAGGGAUGAGCGACGAAAUGGAAAUUCGCGUGGAGCUCAAGCAGCCCAAUCGUAUCAAGUCGGUCAAUCAGAACUUCUUGGGCGUCUUCGGCUUCGCAAGGAGUGAAAUUAUUGGCAGAAGCAUUCGCCUCAUCAAUGGACCUUGCACUGACAUCACCCUGCUGAACUCAUUGUUGAAGAAUGCUGCCUUGCAUGCUGAAUGCAGCGAGGUCAUUUCUCUUUACGACCAUGAAGGCAAGCGCUUAGUAGUCAAAGUUAACGUUGUCAACAAAUGUGUUGGCUGCGAGGAAAAUGAGUGUGUCCUCCGAAUGCAAACGCUCGAAGUCGUCCAGUCGAAGUUUGCGUUUGCAGAAGAUGGCACUAAGAAGCUGGUCAUUCGCCUAGAUAAUGGGAGAAUAGAAUAUGUUUCUGUUCCUUUUGAGGCAUAUUUUGGUUUCUUGCAGAGUCAGAUGCAAGGAAGGACUUUGAGCUUGAUUCAAGGACCUUCAACCGACACCAGCAAACUCGCUUCGCUGAUUCAGGCCGGGCGCUGUGGGUAUUAUCACUCAGAGGUCUUGACAACUUGCGAUGCCAAGUGUGAAGAAAUUACCAGCCUGGUACAAGUGGCUCCUGUGCUGAGCGGAGAGAAUUCAACACUGGCGUUCAUCCAGCUCUCCUUCUUAGAUGUUCCAGCUGAAGAUUCGACCAGUAUUGGUGCCACAGGACCUUGCUUGCCGUCUUCCUACAGCUAUUUUAAGGAGACAGUUUCUCAGGUUGGACAGGAUUUUCGCAGCUCUGUGAGAGCUGCUGUGGCGUCUGCUACUCAGAGAAUGAAGCAAAUGUACAAAGAACAAUGCUUGCUGGAGAGCCAGGCCGAGCAUCAGUGGCGUAUCCAGAGGUUGACGACUUUGCUCUUGCUUGCUGUGCCAGCCAUUGCUAUGCUUCCUGUCCCAAGGAUGGCGACGGCAUCGAGUGCCCAGGUCAUGGGAACUCAUUCUCUUGGUCAGUCAGAGAAGCUUUUCCAGGGCGACAACAGCAUGAAGCUCUACCGUGAAUUUGUCCCUCCUACCUUGCGUGGUCGUCAGAAUGUGCAUUACAGUGACGUUCACUUGAGAAAGCCUGCAAAGGCUGAAUCCAAGCAAUCCGUUUUGAUGUUGGAUUUGGACAAGACUUCAAUUUAUGGGAAUGAUGGCAACGAUUUGGGAAUUGCGCUUCAAUGGAUGGACAAACCAGAGCCAGUUGUGAAGGAGCUGUAUCGUCAUCUUGUCAACCCCAACGUGAGGCAAGCGUAUGAUAAACUCCAUGCGCAGUCCAGGGACACCCGUGUUGUGAUUUACACACGAAGACCACAGGUACUCCAUUACCGCUCUUGUUUCAGAGACGCCACGAUCAAUGUAAAGUACAAUGAGGAGUGGCAUUCCGAGGGACAACUGUACAUUCCAUCUGAUGUCACCAGCGCCAAGGAGAUGAUGAAGGCUUACCAAGGCCCUGAGCUUCUUGAAGAUGAGGCCAACGAUGUUUCCAAGUCAUUGGAGAGACUCAUCGCCGCUAGGGAUGCUAUUGCGCAGGAGCUUGGCUUGACGACACCACCAGUCAUUGUUGUCACGGCGUCGGACAAGAGAGUAACAGACACUGCUGAGCACCUCGGAUUGUCUUCUGAGCACGCCUUCUUGUUCGAUGACAACGAGGCCCUGAGGAAGGACCCGAAGGUCAUUGUCGUGGAACCAACUGAGAGCCUUCCAGCCUCAAGGAGAGAUAACCUGCUUGCUUUCUUGGAGAGCAACCUUCCAGCGUCUCAGCUGGAGGAAGAGCUUGUGGAAUACUUGGAGGGUGCUCGUCCUGGCGAGCAAUCCAUCCAGAGAGACCCACAGACCGGAGCUGUCUCUUGGUUCAUCCCUAUGGCAGCCACGGAGCAGUCAAGAUGGGAAGUUCCCAACCUUCCCAACUCUGCCUGGGAGAGGGCCAUGUCAAACGGCUUCAAUGCUCCUCCUUGGAUGGAGGAAUACAGUGGCAAAGAUGGAUCUCUUUCUCCCAUUACACCACCUGAGGCCGAGACGAAUCCGAUCGCCCUUAGGAGAGCCCACGUCGACCUCAAGGCUGCUGCUGAACGUGCUGUGCUAAUGCGUGAAGCCGGAAUCGAAACAGUACGCAGUGCUUGAGGAUCUGGAAAACUGUGAUGAUAGUUUGUGAAGUGAGUUAUUGACAUUAUAAAUAGUCUUAUUUUUGUAUCUGCAUGAUGAUAAUAAAAUUGGAGAAAAGUG